CUUCUCCUUCUUCCUCUUCGACCAACAAACCAACCCAAUCUCUCUCUCUCUCUCUCAUCAUGCAGCAGGGCGACUACACCUCCGCUCCGUACUACCUUUACCCUCACCUGCCGAACCCCGGCCCGAACCCUAGCGCCGCCGAUCACCCCCCGAUCUCCUUCGCCUCCGCGCCGCCCUUCUCCUCCGGCUACGCCCCCUCCGAUUUCUCCGGCUACCCUCCCUACAACGCUCCGCCGAUCCCCGAUCCGAUCGUCGCCCCCCCGACCGCCCCUUCCUACGCCCCGCCUCCGAUCUCCAAUUCCAAUCCGCAAGCCCCGCCGACGCCGCCGCCGCCGCCCCCCUUCGCCCCUUCCACCCCGCAGGCUCCGUCCUCCUUCCCUCCGUUCGAUUCUCACGCCCCGUACCAGGCGCCUCCGCCGCAGCAGCAGUCUUACUACGCCCCUCCCCCGCCCGGCCCGUCGCCCGUGCCUCCGCCCGGGCCCUACGAUCAGCAUCAGGCUGCUGCGAGCUACCCUCCGCAGUCCGCGAUCGCGCCGCCCCCUGCUCUGAACCCUAGCUCGGUCCCCAAUCCGAGCACGAACCCGCCUUACUCGUCCGUCUAUGCCUCGUCAGCUCCGUACAACCCGCCGCCGUAUGAGCCGGCGUAUGAUAAUUCCGUGAAGUACGAUCAGGGUGGCUCGUACCUCGAUGAUAGGUACGGCGGAGGAUAUGGUCGUAGCAUGUCCGAUUAUGGGUCGGAUUUCUACAGGAAGCAAUCGGAUGUUUCGCAGUAUGGCUCGGGUUCGAGGCGGGACGAUGCGUUUGGAGAUGGCGUGUAUGCUUAUGAAGGAGGGAAAGUCGAGCCAUAUGGUGCUCGAGGCACUUCUUCGAAAUCAUCGACCUGGUCUUCUGCGUUCGAUGAUUAUGGAAGACCAAUCAGUUUUCCUUCUGGGAAGGAUUCUUCAGUCAGCUCACCGAAGAUUGUAAGAGCAGUGCCCAAGGCGGAGACGCAGCAGGAUGUGAAGAGUGGGGUCCAGAAGUUUAGGGUGAAGCUCUUGCCUGAAAGUGGUUCUCAAAGUACAAUGGAUGUUCUCUGUCAGAUAGGCUUGGAUGGAAUUCGUAUGCUUGAUCCUUCGACAAGUCGGACUUUGAGGAUAUACCCUUUGGAGACCAUCACAAGAUGUGAAGUGACGGAUUCCUCUAUAUUUUCAUUUUGGUCAAAGAGUUCUGUGGAUAUUGAACCAAGGCGUAUUCGAUUACAAUCAAAUCGUUACACAACCAACACACUCCUUGAUACGGUGACAGCUGCGACUGUUCAGUUAAAGGAAAUGGGUGGAAGGAGCAGGCCUUCUGAUCCUUUAAAGACAAUUGAACAGCCUGCAGAGAGGAAGAAAGGUUUUGCUGACUGGAUGAAUCGGAUGAAGCCUGGCAUUGAAGAGAAAGAUCACUGGGUUCCCGAUGAAGCGGUUUCGAAGUGUACAGGUUGUGGAACGGAUUUUAAUGCUUUUAUUCGCAGGCACCACUGCAGGAAUUGUGGAGAUAUUUUCUGCGAUAAAUGUACCCAUGGUAGAAUUGCCCUAACUGCCGAAGAGAAUGCUCAACCAGUUCGCGUUUGUGACCGUUGUUUGGCUGAGGUUACUCAGAGACUGAGCAAUGCGAAGGAAACAUCUAGUAAACCGGUGGGAUUUCAGAGUCAUGAGGACCUUGCAAGAAAGCUUCAGGAGGAGAUGGAGAAGAAUCGUAAAGGAUCAGUAGGCUCCCAGUCAGAUGGUUCUGGAAGGAGGAUGAAGGAAGUUGCCUGUCCCAUAUGCACUGUUCAUUUGCAGGUCCAGGUUCCGACCUCUGGUUCUGAGACUAUUGAAUGUGGAGUGUGCCAGCAUCCCUUCCUCGUGAGUGCUCACUAGUGCCACCCUCUUUGGGCGAGGAGGCUUCUGCUUUAUAACUUCUUCGAAUUGUUUAGCAUAUGUGGAAAAGGGCUUUGGAUGGGUACAAUGAGGAUUAGCGAAGUAUUUAGUAAAUUCCUUUGUUUUCUUUGGAAAACCUGAGCCAAUGUCGGUUAUUCACGAUAUAAAACUGUAUAUUGAGAUUUGAGUUGGUGCUGAGUGUGAUGGUGACUUUUGUACAUGGAUGAAGUGCAGAAUUGUCAGUGCAGGUAUUGCGGUGAUGCAUAUCGCAUACCAGUGGCUUGUCACUAGUUACCUUUCGAUGUAAAAAUUAUUUGAUCAUGUUGAUCCUGUAACUUCUUUAC
Syzygium oleosum is the source of this 2227-nucleotide messenger RNA. Its product is annotated as protein FREE1. Lineage: Eukaryota; Viridiplantae; Streptophyta; Magnoliopsida; Myrtales; Myrtaceae. Gene Ontology annotation, cellular component: ESCRT I complex; late endosome membrane. Gene Ontology annotation, molecular function: metal ion binding; ubiquitin binding. Gene Ontology annotation, biological process: intralumenal vesicle formation; multivesicular body assembly. The transcript is spliced from 10 exons. The record is from RefSeq and is a predicted model, not a curated record. Bases 60 to 1883 code for a protein of 607 amino acids.